CUCUCUCUCUCUCUCUCUCUUCCCAAUAAAUGUUUACACCGCUUGAAGAUGUUUUUUCACUUGAUGAAAUCUUAAACACAAACAGUGUUUUUCCGUCUCACGCGCGUCCAUGGAGGUUUCUUUCUAACCGCUGGCACAAGAUUUUGAAAUCCCGAAAAUUCUUGGACGGCAAGGACCAUGGCGAACGUGCAGAGCUCUGCCGCCUUGCUGCUCUGGAGCUUCCUGGCUGGUCUGAGCUUCUCUCUGAACGCGCGGGACCCCAACGUGUGCAGCCUGUGGGAGAGCUUCACCACAUCAGUGAAGGAGUCCUACUCGCAUCCUUACGACCACGUGACGGAGGAGCCCUGCUCCGACCCUCGCGCCUCCUACAGGUGCACGCGCCACAGGAUCACCUACAAGACGGCCUACAGGCAGGCGGUGAAGACGGACCACCGAAAGAGGUUCCAGUGCUGCCCGGGCUACUACGAGAGCAGAGACAGAUGUGUCCCUCGCUGCACCAAGGAGUGCGUCCACGGUCGGUGUGUCGCUCCGGACCGUUGCCAGUGCGAGGGAGGAUGGCGAGGCGACGACUGCUCCAGCGCCUGCGAUGACGCCCACUGGGGGCCGGCCUGCAGCCUGCAGUGCAAGUGUGAGAACGGCGCCGCCUGCGACCCCGCCAGCGGGACGUGUCAGUGUCCUCCGGGCUUCGCGGGACGCCACUGCGAGAAGUCGUGCCCGGACGGCAGAUUCGGGACGGGCUGCAAGCAGGAGUGCAAGUGCGGGACGGGGGGGUCGUGUGACAAGGCCACCGGAGAGUGUUUGUGUCGGGACGGAUUCACGGGGACUUUCUGUGAGAAGUUGUGUGCCCAGAAGUGUCAACCGCGAUGCCCCUGCCAGAACGGAGGCAUCUGUAAAGGCAAAGGGAUCUGCGAUUGCCCUCCUGGCUGGACGGGUCCAGUUUGCACAGUGCGAUGUCCAAAGGGAAGGUUUGGACAAAACUGUGCCCAGGAAUGUGUCUGCCAUAAUGGAGGCAAAUGUGACCCUGAAACUGGACAGUGCCAGUGUACUGAAGGGUUCACGGGUAACAGGUGCAACGAUGAGUGUGCUGCAGGCACUUAUGGUCAGGACUGUAAAGGUGUGUGCGACUGCGCCAACGGCGCGCGCUGCUACAACAUCCACGGCGGCUGCCUGUGCGAGCCGGGCUUCACGGGUCCACACUGCAGGGACAGAAUGUGCGCGCCGGACAAAUACGGCAUGCACUGCGAGCACAAGUGUCUCUGCCAGGAGAAGCAGACACUCAGCUGCCACCCGAUGAAAGGAGAGUGCACCUGCCAGCCGGGGUGGGCGGGGCUGUUCUGCAACGAGACCUGCGCCCUCGGCUUCUACGGCCCCGGCUGCCUGGAGCCGUGUCUGUGCGUGAACGGAGGGGUGUGCGACGUCGCCACGGGGGAAUGCCGGUGUGCCCCCGGGUACACGGGGGUUCACUGUGAAAAUCUUUGUAAAAGUGGCACCUAUGGCGAGAGCUGCUCCCUGGAGUGCUCCUGUGAAAACUUUGUUGACUGCUCGCCCAUUGAUGGGACUUGCUUCUGCAAAGAAGGCUGGCACGGACCGGAAUGUUCCACCCCCUGCUCCGAGGGAACCUGGGGCCCAGGAUGCAACACCACCUGCCACUGCGCCAACGGGGCAAAAUGUCACCCUGCAGAUGGAUCCUGCGCCUGCACAGCCGGCUGGCAGGGGGCGCGCUGCGACCACUCGUGCCCGAUGGGCACGUUUGGGCCAAGCUGCCUGAAGAGGUGUGAUUGUGUUCACGCCGACGGCUGCCAGGCAACAACCGGGGAGUGCCGCUGUCUGCCAGGCUGGUGGGGUCCCCGCUGCAGCGAGCCGUGUUCAGAGGGCCUGUGGGGGCGCCACUGUAACCAGACCUGUUUCAAGCAUUGCCCCAACAGCGACACGUGCUUGAGGGAAAACGGGGCGUGCGUGUGUCGCCAUGGCUACUGGGGGGUCACCUGUCAGAACAAAUGCAGAGCGGGCACGUACGGGGACCAGUGCGGUGAGUCGUGCUCGUCCUGUGGCCAGUCGUACCGCUGCCACCACGUGACAGGAGAGUGCGAUUGCCCCCCUGGACACACUGGACCCAACUGUGAUCAAGUUUGUCCGGUGGGCUACUACGGCAAACAGUGCUCUCAAGUGUGCGUCAACUGCGCCAACAACUCCACGUGCGACCACCGGGACGGUCACUGCGAAUGUCUGCCCGGCUGGACCGCCACUGACUGCUCCAAACCCUGCAGUCCAGGACAUUUCGGUCCAUUCUGCACUCAAACCUGCUCCUGUCCAAGCAACCUCGUCUGUGACCGACACACCGGAGACUGUGUGUGUGAAAGUGAGGGAGAGGACUGUAAGCAAGACUCUGUGAAGUCAGGGAGCGUGAUGGUCCCCCUGCCCCCCGGCGAGAGGGAGUCGUGGGGAGCCAUCGGCGGCAUCGUGGUGCUCGUCCUCUUGGUGGUCCUGCUGCUCGCUCUGCUGCUGCUGUACCGCCGCCGGCAGAAGGACAAGCAGAGCAACACGCCGACUGUGUCCUUCUCCGCCGGCCGCACCGUCAGCUCCGAGUACACCGUUCCAGAUGUCCCUCACAGCUACCACCACUACUACUCCAACCCCAGCUACCACACGCUGAGCCACAACAGGCCUCCACUGCCCCACCUCCCCAACAACCACGACCGCACCAUCAAGAACACCAAUAACCAGCUGUUCUGCAGUGUGAAGAACAUGGAGAGGGAGAGGCGGGGCCUGUUUGGGGUCGAGAGCAACGCCACCCUGCCCGCGGACUGGAAGCACCACGAGCCUCGCAAAGACUCAGGAGCUUUUGGAAUCGAUCGGAGCUACAGCUACAGCGCCAGCCUCGGGAAAUACUACAACAAAGAGCUGAAGGAGGCGGCGGCGGCGGCGAGCAGCGGCUCUCUGAACAGCGAGAACCCUUACGCCACCAUCAAAGACCUGCCCGGUUUGCCCUUCGGCCCCCCGGAGUGCAGCUACAUGGAGAUGAAGUCCUCCGUGCCCAGGGAGCGAGCGUACACCGUGGUCAGCACGCCGCCCUUCACCGCCGCCACGUUACGACGAGAGCGUCAGAGCUCCCUCGGCCACGCCCCCUACGAGGACCCCCAGAGCCACUACGACCUCCCCGUCAACAGCCACAUCCCGGGACACUACGACCUGCCCCCUGUCCGCCGGCCCCCCUCCCCCAGGAGAACACCCCAGUGACAGCCACCGCCGACACCCCCCCCACGGACCAUUUCAGGCCUGUGCAAACUUUUAGCCCCCCCCCUUACAAAGCACCGCCUAGGAGUCUGUCCUUCAGAGGAACUGUUUACUAUAUAACCCCCCCCUCCCCCAAGUCAACUCAACACUGCCUCUCUGUGGGCUUUAAGGGGUACUGGUCUCACCGUGACAGACUUGUCAUCCAGGCUGCAGGGAGGGGGCCUUCAACUGCAUCUACAUCUCAUGGGGGAAAACGAGCCGGGAGACUUGAGACUAAAAAGCAACGACUGGGGAGUUUUUACUCUGAUGAACAUUCUGCAAUUGAAGUUUUUUUUUUUUUUUAUACACGUGGGUAUUUUUCUAUUUCCGUUUGUAUCAGGCAGCUUUAGAUGAAUUUAUCACAGCUGGAUUUCCUUUUGUGUUCAUUGAAACUGAAAAAAGGUUAAGACCUUUUUAGAGGCGUUUGUUUUGUUCAGCUAGAGUCCUGCCAGUCUCCAUCGGAGACAUUAAACGCUUGUGAUAUUCAGGCGUCAGAAACCGGGUUGUUUCACCAACGUGCCAAAGAGGAAUAUUUUGAUGCAUAUCACAGUCUGUUUGUUAGAACAAAUGUGGCUCAUAUGAAACCUUUGUAAAUAUAGAAAUGAAUAUAUUAUUCACAGUAAGGGGGGAAAAAAAAAACCUUCGUUUAAGGGGCUGGUGACCAAAGGUCGCACACAUUUGCUCACCAAUACACACAAUCAUGAACCAUCAGAUGUGGGAUUACAAGCCACAUCAGAGCAGCGUUACGAAUGUCAAAGCAGUGACUUACAGCGGUUUAAGUCUUGUGUGGUAUUUUAAAGGGACAGUUCACCCACAACAAAGAAAUUUACUUUUAAACCUUUUUUCCCCAUUUUGGUCAGUUUUGUGUAGCUUCUAAACAAUUAUAGAAAUGUCAAAGCAUUUUGUGUUUGAUCAAAUUAAGUGAUUCCUUCAAUUAGAUGAGACGCUGUGUACCAGAGAGCAUGUACAUUGUGCUUUAAAUAGCUUUGUGUAGAGUCAGCAUUUUUUUUAUGUACAACAUAUCUUUGAAUGUAACGUGUGUAUAAUGUAAAUAAAAUCAGCUGCACUUUU
Pungitius pungitius (ninespine stickleback) is the source of this 4344-nucleotide messenger RNA. RefSeq names its product platelet endothelial aggregation receptor 1 (gene pear1). The coding region runs from base 178 to 3237 and encodes 1019 amino acids. Gene Ontology annotation, molecular function: protein binding; scavenger receptor activity. The record is from RefSeq and is a predicted model, not a curated record. The transcript is spliced from 23 exons. NCBI's taxonomy places the organism in Eukaryota, Metazoa, Chordata, Actinopteri, Perciformes, Gasterosteidae.